AGGAUGUACAGGAAUAGUUCCCUGCAAUACUUCAUCGCAGCGUGUGCUGGCAUGCUCUCUGCUGGCUACAUCUGGUCACCGUCCCUCAAGUAUGCUAAGAGCAUAGAAGGCGACUACGUGCAGCGAAAAGCUGAGCUCGAGCAGGUCAAGCUGCAUCACAAGCAGGGCGUGUUGACCGACGAGGAGUACGAGGCAGGACAACGAGCAAUACGGCAGAAGUAUGGUCACCUUCCCGAAAUCCGAUGAGAUACCUCAUCGCAAGAAAAGAAAGCAACGUUUGUUUCUUGUGAUUCCUUCCUUCCUUGCUCCCUCCUGGCCUUGUGAUCCCUUCUCUCCUGUAAUUCUUUCUACCUGCCUCGCCUCGCUAUUCCUCGCUUAAUCAGCAUUCACAUUCACCAUGAAUUGCACAAACAG
Messenger RNA from Guillardia theta CCMP2712, 414 nucleotides. RefSeq lists its product as hypothetical. Bases 4 to 246 code for a protein of 80 amino acids. The transcript has 3 exons. Lineage: Eukaryota; Cryptophyceae; Pyrenomonadales; Geminigeraceae. The record is from RefSeq and is a predicted model, not a curated record.